AUGGAGCCGAUGGGGGAGGAUGAUCCCAGAGUCCUGCUUCCCUCCUGCUGCUUUGGAUUUUGCCCAGCUGUGACACGAGAAAGCAUCGCCUGUGAAGGCUUCUCCGCUCAGCUCUCCUGUGAGGAGGGCUUCAUUGACGUCCAGAGUGCCAACUACGGACGCACGGACCGCUCCACCUGCAGUCGAGGACGCCCCUCAGACCAGGUGACCAACGACCAGUGUUACCUGCCCAGCACGCUGUCGCUCAUGUCCCAGAGGUGCGACGGCGAACCCCGGUGUGAUAUCGCCGCUACGAACCACGUGUUCCCAGACCCCUGUGAUGGUACUUAUAAAUACCUGAACGUAACGUACAGCUGCGCUCCGUCCAAGAGAAGCAUAUCUUGCUGGGGAACAGUCAGUCAGCUGAGCUGCGUGGCGGUUUUGUGA
This is a messenger RNA of Lepisosteus oculatus (spotted gar), 426 nucleotides long. NCBI's taxonomy places the organism in Eukaryota, Metazoa, Chordata, Actinopteri, Semionotiformes, Lepisosteidae. The record is from RefSeq and is a predicted model, not a curated record.